CCUGCGAUGCGCCCUGGGUCCUCUGCUAGCCCGGAGGGAUGUGAAAUGGGGAAAGGAUCGGUGUGAGGCUAAGGAAAGCAAAUUGACGCUGGAUUUGGGCCUGGGCUGGUUCGCUUUGGGCUGGAGAUUUUCCCGUUUUGCCUGUCUCUCGUGGUCACGGAUAGAAUUUGUUCCUGAGAGAAGACAGGGCUCCUGCAGAGGCAUGUGUGUGGAGUUGUUCUGCAAUUCGAGAACUAGUUCCAUCAUCUGCAGAAGCUGCCAGGUCUCUGCCUAUCCCCAUUCCGAUUGCUCUUCAGCACAGUAGGGACACUCAAGCCUUAGGAUUGCUGUGUUUGUGCCUUCCACGUGGGAUGCAGUUUCGGAGAUGCCUUGGCUUCCUUCCUCAGCACCCUUGGGUGGUGUGCCUUCUCUUACCACAUAGUGGUUCAAUGCAAGGGAAUAAAGAAUUCAGAAUAAUUGUGGUAAAUGGCUGCCAGUAUAUGGAAUAGGAAUAUGUUGAACGUUUGACCUGCUUUGAAGAAACAAACCUCCCACUUGUCUAAUCUAUAACAACACAACUAACACAAUGAAUUCGACAUCAUUUUCCCAGGUUGAAAAUCACUCCAUGCACUAUAACUGGUCAGAAAAGAUUUCCCCAUAUUUGGCUUUUGAAAAUGAUGAUUGUCACCUGCCCUUGGCUGUGAUAUUUACCUUGGCUCUUGCAUAUGGAGCUGUGAUUAUCCUUGGGGUCUCUGGAAACCUGGCCUUGAUCAUAAUCAUCUUGAAACAGAAGGAGAUGAGAAACGUUACCAACAUCCUAAUCGUGAACCUUUCCUUCUCAGACUUGCUGGUUGCUAUUAUGUGUCUCCCCUUCACAUUUGUCUACACGCUUAUGGACCAUUGGGUCUUUGGGGAGACGAUGUGCAAACUGAAUCCUUUUGUGCAAUGCGUUUCAAUCACGGUGUCCAUUUUCUCUCUGGUUCUCAUCGCUGUGGAGCGACAUCAGCUGAUCAUCAACCCACGAGGCUGGAGACCCAAUAACAGACAUGCGUACAUAGGUAUUGCUGUGAUCUGGGUGCUGGCUGUGGCUUCCUCUCUACCCUUCCUGAUCUAUCAGGUCCUGACUGACGAGCCCUUCCAAAACGUGACCCUAGACGCAUUCAAAGGCAAGUACGUGUGCUUUGAUAAAUUCCCGUCGGACUCUCAUCGGUUGUCGUACACAACCCUCCUUUUGGCGCUGCAGUACUUUGGCCCACUCUGCUUUAUCUUUAUAUGCUACUUCAAGAUCUACAUUCGCUUAAAAAAGAGGAACAAUAUGAUGGACAAGAUGAGAGACAACAAGUACAGGUCCAGUGAAAGCAAAAGGAUCAACGUCAUGCUGCUCUCCAUUGUGGUGGCCUUCGCCGUGUGCUGGUUGCCGCUCACCAUCUUCAACACCGUGUUUGACUGGAACCAUCAGAUCAUCGCCACGUGCAACCACAACCUGCUGUUCCUGCUCUGUCACCUCACGGCCAUGAUCUCCACCUGUGUCAACCCCAUCUUCUAUGGCUUCCUGAACAAAAACUUCCAGCGAGACCUGCAGUUCUUCUUUAACUUUUGUGAUUUCCGGUCUCGGGAUGAUGACUACGAGACCAUCGCCAUGUCCACCAUGCAUACAGAUGUUUCCAAGACUUCAUUGAAACAGGCAAGCCCAGUCGCAUUUAAAAAAAUCAACAGCGAUGACAAUGAGAAAAUCUGAAACUGCUUGGAACACAGGGCCCCACCUUGUUUAACAGCAAGCACAACCUGCCCGGUAGCUGUUCUUGCCUGUCCUCCCACAGAAGAGCAUGGACAGCACUGGUGAACAGACUGGGAGUCUCCUGACUUGCAUUUCAUUGCAUUGGUUAGGGUUGUCAUCAUGACAUUUGAACACAAAAUGUAUGGGCUUUGUCAUCUUUCUGGUAACCAGGAUGGCUAGACUUUCCUGAAGUGCUUUUACGGUGAUCUGAGAUAUGUAAUAUAAAGAUGUUAGUAUUGCAUUUAUUAGACUGAAGCUUCUUUGAAGUGUUCCUAUGAGCAGAUUUCAGAAGUAGUCGUUUUCUAAUAUUUCCAUGAUACUAGGUCAUCCUGAUUAUAUUAGAUGCGCAAUACACCUGAGCAUCUUCAGUUAAUGACAGACGCCAUUUCAGUCUAUUACAAGGGUGAGGGAUGUAAUAGCUACCCUCAAGGUGUAGAGCUUAAAGAGGGUCUAAUAUCAUUGGGGAGUGAUUUGCUUUUUAGAAGUUAUUUAAAGAGAAAACUUAAUUUUCUCUUCCUAAUUGAGUUCACUUAAGAUAAAAACGCAUAGAGAAUGCUUUUCAACUGUGAAUAUCAUGAGGAAUUAGGCCACCAACAAGAAGUAAGUGGAAAAGCAGUUCCCUAACUUCAAAUUCAUUCUGGUACCUGACAACCAAAGCAUUUUCAAGUAAUUAGUUUAAUAAGUACAUUAGCUUUGCUGCAAAUCAUAUUCAUUUGAAUUGAUAGUCAAGAGGUUGUUGUUUUUUAAUCCUUUAUAACUGUUCAGUGUUUGUCAGUCUUUCUGAUAUAAAUAUAUAAUUCAAAAGGCAUAUCCAGCUUACAAUAUAUAGAAACACAAAAUGUAUUUUCUAUAGAGCAGUGCCUGUGUAGUAACUUAUUUUUUACUUUAAUUGUCGACCUUUCAAGGGACAAUGUUUAAAAAAGUGUUCACUCCUGCCAAGAGGAAUAAAUAUGUAAAAAUGUCUUAUAGCUUGUGGUGUGUAAACUGUGUGACUUGUGAAGUCUUAUGACACCUACACUAUGUGAGGAGUCCUCACAUCAUGUUAAUGUACUUAAUUUCAUGUACCUUGUCAUCAUGAGUGAACCUCAGAAUCAUCUGGAUGAAAGACACUUUGAAGAACUAGGGCAAAGCUUCAGUGUAUCAUACAGUGUAUUAAAAAUGUGUUUGAUUUUAGAAAGGCAAACAUGUUCGCUAUUAAAAUUGUUUUUGCUUUUUCUGAGGAGUCUCUGUUUGUCUGUCUUCAGUGAAUUUUUUCUUGUCUCUGACCCUUGUGAUGUUCCCACCGCAUCCAGGAUCCUCUGGCUGAUGAAACAUUUUCUACUCUUUGUUGUAAUGACUGCUCUGGGUCAUCUUGUAAGUGUGAGAACUCCUGAAAGACAGGAAUUCUCCUCCAUGACUCUCCAGUGCAGAGAGUGUGGGUUUUCAAAACACAUUCCUAAAACAAAUUCAUGAGCAAAUGGGCAAAUGUGGUUCCUUUACAUUUAUGAUCCUAUUGAAUUCACAUACAGAUGUUUUCUUUGAAUUUUGUUCCUAAAUUCUUCUUGACCAAGAAAGUUAUUUCUUUGUUACUAUGUAUUUUCAGUCCAAAGGACGCCAAAAUGGCAUUCUAGAUUUUUAGAAAUGUGUCAUCCACUUCGGAAAUCAAACAGCCAACUUUGACAUGAAUGUUAACAUGAAAUCCAAUCACAGCCUAUGAGUCUCCAUCAUUUAGGCAAAGAAAAGUAAUUGUAAAACCAACUAUCGAUGAUUAUUGGAAAAUUCUAUCAUUGUUUUUUACUCAAAGUUGGGCUUCUUAACUACUUUAUCAUUUUUCUGCUUUUAGGCACUGUUGAGAAAUUCUGUCUUUCUAUGCCUACUUAGGUUCAUAGUAAUAAAUUGCAAUUGGGAAUGGUUUCAAUACAUAGGUGAUAUUUUUGUGAGUACAUUUGCUGAUAUCGCUACUUCUAGGAUUCUAGAAUCUUGGUUUGGAUCUGUAAGUUGCAGAUGUACAUGAAUAAUGAACUGAGUGUCAAAUUUUUCUGUUUUCCCAAAGAUGUUGAUGAGCUCAUAGCCUGUGGUCAACACCAGUGACUUUGGAGCUCAAGACAGAAUGAAUGGCUACAUGCACGCCAACUAUGGAGCCAA
Messenger RNA from Perognathus longimembris pacificus (Pacific pocket mouse), 3880 nucleotides. It is a transcript of the gene Npy1r, whose product is annotated as neuropeptide Y receptor Y1. NCBI's taxonomy places the organism in Eukaryota, Metazoa, Chordata, Mammalia, Rodentia, Heteromyidae. Gene Ontology annotation, cellular component: plasma membrane; neuron projection. The record is from RefSeq and is a predicted model, not a curated record. Gene Ontology annotation, biological process: G protein-coupled receptor signaling pathway. The transcript has 4 exons. Gene Ontology annotation, molecular function: neuropeptide Y receptor activity; neuropeptide binding. The coding region runs from base 566 to 1717 and encodes 383 amino acids.